AUGGCGUCUUUGGUUGAUUCCGUCACCGUAACCCGCGUGUUUAUUUUUCCGAUCGCAUCUUCGAUUGGUGCCGUCGGCAGGAAGCCGGAUUUCUCCAGUCAAGUUAAUGAAACCAAAAGGUUACAAGGCUUCGCCGAGUCAGGGGUGAAUCACAUAUCUAGAUACGUUCACGGUGAACGAGUCGUCUCCGAGGUUCAUGACACCAUUGCCGCCACCGUCGAAGGGAUGAAUCGCUCUCCAUUAACGAGAGAGAUGAUAAACAAAGUCUAUAAGACGAUUUUCAAUAUGUUGAGUCUCUGGUUUUCCUUUUUCUGUGAUUUGACCAAGUUUGGCGAUAUCCAGAGGAAACCCGUGAUCUGCUUCCUAAUUGAAUGCCUCAUUUCCCCCAAACUUUGUGGCUUUUACAUCCUUGGAUCAUGUGACGCCCACAUGGAAGGAUACUUGAUAUGUUCCCCCGCCAAAGAUGCCUUGGCUAUCAAUGAACGCAACACUUCUCAUCCAACUUGGGCUUAUGUUGAGUAA
Messenger RNA from Arabis nemorensis, 522 nucleotides. Lineage: Eukaryota; Viridiplantae; Streptophyta; Magnoliopsida; Brassicales; Brassicaceae. The record is from the annotation of a GenBank genome assembly.